AUGAGCGCCUGGUGCUUCACCUCGGUUGUUUGGAGAUCGGGAUUCCAAAGAUACGUAUUACCGCGAAAUAUCCCACACACUUCAUAUGUAUCCAAUAAAAUUUUUGGAAAUCAACCGCUUGCAUACCCAUGUCUAGCUCAAACACGGUCGAUAAAAAUUCUGCUGUCUAAACCUGAGGUGGAAAGUAAAGUUUUAGCUGUCUGUUCUGCGUUCGAUAAAAUCCAAUCCGAUAAGCUUACGCUUGAUUCCUCGUUUAUCAAAGAUCUCGGUCUUGAUAGUCUGGAUCACAUAGAAGUAAUUAUGGAAAUUGAAAAUGAAUUCCGGUUUGAAAUAAGUGAUGUGGACGCCGAAAAAUUGCACACACCCCGUGAUAUUGUGGAACAUGUGUAUCAUUCAAUUAAAAAAGCUGAACCUUCGAAUUAA
Schistosoma margrebowiei is the source of this 423-nucleotide messenger RNA. Lineage: Eukaryota; Metazoa; Platyhelminthes; Trematoda; Strigeidida; Schistosomatidae. The record is from the annotation of a GenBank genome assembly.